UUAAAGCGUAUAAUUAGUGAAAAAAUAGUGAAAUUGCGGUGUAAUGGUACUUUGUAGGUGAUUUUUUGGCUUCAUCGUGGUUGGAUAAGGUUUUCCCUUAAAACACCAGAAUUCUCUUGAAGAAAUGAACCCGCUACAAACAGAUGAUGUCAAAAUUAAAUCAUCAAAACUCCCAACCCUCAUCUCAAAAAAGCAACACAAAGACGAAAAUCGAAAAAAAUUCAAGGAAUUCGUCAACCUUCUUGCCCACACUAAACAAGAGGCCGGCGAAAAAAUCCUCAUCCUCAAAAGCCAAUACAACACCUCCAAACUAUCCCUCACCUCCCGUACCUCCUCCACUACCUCCCUUACAUCACCACCACCCUUACGCGACCCCAGGAACGCCAUAGGCAUCCCCACAUCACCUUCCACGCCUCCCAGGCAACCUCCACCUUACCGAAACCCUCCUCCCGUUGUUUCUCCCAAUUCCUCCUUCGAUUCCAUUAGUUUGAGUUCGACCUCCACUGUGGACGACCGUCCACAGGCACCUCCAAGACGAAGAAGCGGUUCGGAGGAGAAGAGGAACGUUUUGCCUGGCGGUGUGGUGUCGUCUUUAGCGGGAAAUGGUGCUGGUAAGGAGGUGUUGAGUGUGAAAGAAAGGACGCAACAGUUUAACAGGAUGGCUUCGACUGAGGAGGAAUUGACGCCUACCAAGACGCCUAAAAGUGCUGAGAAGGAAAAGAAAAAGUCUAGGGGUGUUAGCGAUGACUCAGAGACAUCUACACAAACUCCCAUUGAUGCUAAGAAGUGUCAGGAAUGGUAUGUGACAACCAGCAAGGGAGAUUUGCAGGAAUUGCUAAAAUUAGCAAAGGAAGAGCCAAGACUAGUCAACAAAAAGGACCCUUUUACGUAUAAUGUACUGCAUUGGGGUGCAAAACAUGGAAACGAAGAAAUAAUUAAAAUCUUUACAGGCUCGUACAAAGUUGACAUCAACAGUCGCACGAACGGGGGUUACACGCCUUUACACAUAGCAGCACAGUUCGCGCAUAAAGAUUUUUUUAAGAAGCUUCUCCAAGACUACCAUGCUGACCCGAAUAUUCGGGACUACAGCGGUCGUACUCCGGAGUACUACCUCCUAGCCAAGCAGCAGAAGGAGAACAACGUGCUGACAGUGAGGAAAAUUAAAGGAAGGAAAAAACAAUCAGGUAAAGCAGACAAAGAUUUAGGGUUUUUGAGGAUAGGUUCGUUUAAUGUGAGAGUAAAGAAAACCACAGAAGCAUUCAGUAACUUUCUGGGAGUAGGAAGUAGCAGUUCUGUCACUCCUGUUGAUUCAAUGUCAGAUAAAGUACACAAAGGAUGGGGAUCAGCAGAUAAUCUCAACAAAGAAAUCAUUAUGGGACCUCCUAAAAACUACGGUUCUAGAAAAAAAUCGAAGAAAAAUGAGACAUCGAUGGGUAGUAUACCAUCAACGCCCAAGACACCCACAAAAAACUACUCUUCGACUAGUUUGCCUAUCGCAAAUACCAACAAUGAUUCGGAUUCAGACAGUGCAGCUGGGUUUGAUUCUAGUUGGAAAAAAUAAAAUAUAUUUUUUUGUAUAUUUUCUCAAAACAUUCCUUAUUUAUUUAUUGAUAAAUAUAUAAAUAUGUAAAUAGGUAUUGAUAGAAUGGCGAAUAAGGCCAAAAUGGUACGAGAUUGUUCUAUAAACAAUUUAAAAUAUAUACAGAUUCUACAGUUUGUUUUGUUACAUACAUAUUUGUAUAUAUAUUUUAUUUUUGAGAUUGAUUUUUAAGUAUAUUUUUUAGAAAUUUUUAAAUGUCAGUUUUUCAUUUUUUUUUCUAAAGGAACUUUUCUUAAUUCUAUCCAACAUCCAGUGGGCCUAGUAUUUUAUAAAGCUCAGUAAAAGUUGUUCAUAGCUGUUUGAAAGAAAUGGCGAAUGCGCUAGGAUUCUAUUAAGCUGCUUUCACGGUAAUAUUUUUUAAAAAUGGAGUUCUUGAAAAAGCUUCAAAACGGUCGAUAAUCAUGUGUGGAUGAUAACGGUAAGCUAAAUAAGAUUUCUUUGCUUUUUAAUAUAUUUUCCACAUAUAUUUUACGUUUGAUAUAUUUAAUACAUAUGUAUUAGAUAUACCAUGUGAUCCAAAAUAAAUAAAAACGGCAUCAAAGUUGGCUUUGAAAUGAAAAUCGCUGUCAUUUUAUAUGUAAAAUUAUAUUAUGGAGAAUAUCAUCGACCAUCUUUUCCCAGCCAACUUGACGUCUUUUUUCGAUUAUACGGCAUUAUAGAGGUAUCAUAAUGUAUUCUAUAUAAUUUGCCAAUAACAAUACGGUUAUUUUUCUAUUAGAUAAGAAUUAUACUCUUGUU
Sitophilus oryzae (rice weevil) is the source of this 2338-nucleotide messenger RNA. RefSeq names its product ankyrin repeat domain-containing protein SOWAHB (gene sowah). The transcript has 15 exons. Gene Ontology annotation, molecular function: protein binding. The record is from RefSeq and is a predicted model, not a curated record. Lineage: Eukaryota; Metazoa; Arthropoda; Insecta; Coleoptera; Curculionidae. The coding region runs from base 125 to 1561 and encodes 478 amino acids.